This is a messenger RNA of Nicrophorus vespilloides, 715 nucleotides long. Its product is annotated as SH3 domain-binding glutamic acid-rich protein homolog. Lineage: Eukaryota; Metazoa; Arthropoda; Insecta; Coleoptera; Silphidae. The transcript has 3 exons. Gene Ontology annotation, cellular component: cytoplasm. The record is from RefSeq and is a predicted model, not a curated record. Bases 141 to 680 code for a protein of 179 amino acids.
ACCCCGCCUAUAUACGGCGUAAGCUGUCAAAUAACAGUAUUAUUAAUAAUACACUGUACACUAGUUAGGAUAGCAAAAAUCGAAUAAGAAAUUUAGUGAUUUGCGGCGAUUGUGAAACUUCGAGAUAAGUAGAAUCAAAAAUGGUCGUGAAAGUGUACAUUAGCGGCAUAUCCGGCAACAAAGAGGUCAAGAAGAGACAACAGCGGGUUCUUAUGAUCCUCGAUUCGAGGAACAUCAAGUAUGAGGUCGUCGAUAUAGCAGAGCCUGAUAACGAGGCCGACAAGGACUUCAUGCAGAACAAUUCCACUUCAUUGGGGGCCACCGUCGGGGACGCCAAUCCUAGACAUGCACUGCCUCCCCAGCUCUUCAAUGACACCACCUACUGUGGGGACUAUGAUCAAUUCGAUAUGGCCAAUGAAGUCGACGAGCUGGAGAAGUACUUGAAGUUGGCUCCAGACGAUGCCGCGCCAACCGUUACUUCCAGCGCCGAGGUUCAAUUAGACAACGGUGAAGCCGCAGACAGUGCCAAAAACGAGGUUGCCGAGGAAAGUAACGAAGCCGAAGCCGUGGAGGAAAACAACGAAGCCGAAGCUCUUGUCCAACCCACUGAUGCCAACAGUGAAGUUCCAGACGAAAACGGCGAGGCUGACGACGGCCACGGCGAUGUCGUCGAUGCGUAAGGUCAAUCCAUCCAAUUCAUUAUCCUCAUAUACAA